GGGGACGCACCUCCGUUUAAUUUUGAACCACACUUCUUGGCGGGUGAGGACGUCGAUAGUCUCCUGGCUCUGUCAAAGUACUGAGUGAGAGGGAGAGAGAGUAACUGACGAACCGACGGGCCAGUUGUCUACGGGGAUUAGGAGGAUGGUAAUCAGGGUAUACAUCGCCUCUUCCUCCGGAUCUGUCUUGGUGAAGAAGACGCAGCAGGCGAUCGUGGGGUUCCUGGAGGCAAACCGAAUCUCGUUUGAGGAAGUGGACAUCACCAGCAUGGAGGACGAGAGGCAGUGGAUGUACCGGAACAUUCCGCAGGAGAAGCACCCAGAGAAGGGCAACCCACUGCCCCCACAGAUCUUUAACGGCCAGGAGUACUGUGGGGACUAUGAGGACUUCUUCCUGUCGAAGGAGAAUAACACUGUGUCUUCAUUCCUGGGUCUCAACUCCCAUCCCUCAGUAAAGGAUUCCGAAUCAUAAAAUUAUAUUGCAUCACUUCCUGUUUCGGGGAUCUCACCCAGACCACACUGAAGCCUUGCCAAAUGAUGAUGCUGUCCACGCACACACACAUACACACACUCACAAAAAAAAAAACACACACACACACUCAUACA
This is a messenger RNA of Clupea harengus (Atlantic herring), 606 nucleotides long. RefSeq names its product SH3 domain binding glutamate-rich protein like 2 (gene sh3bgrl2). Lineage: Eukaryota; Metazoa; Chordata; Actinopteri; Clupeiformes; Clupeidae. The record is from RefSeq and is a predicted model, not a curated record. Gene Ontology annotation, cellular component: cytoplasm.